AUGGAGACGGAUAGGCUGGAAUCCGUGGAGGGAACCGGCGCCGGCGGCGAGAAUGGCGCGGCCACCAAGCUGCAGAAGGUCUACCGCAGCUACCGGACCCGCCGGAAGCUCGCCGACUCCGCCGUCGUCGUCGAGGAGCUCUGGUGUAUGAAAAAGAACCUGCUUUUCAGUAUGUUGACUUCAGCUUUUUGUCAUCAAGAGCGUGAGCACUAUGAAUACAUCAUUAAUGAGGGAAAGAUUAUUCAUAAACAGUCUGGAGAACCACUGGAUACGAGCAGGGGUCCUAAAGGGACUAAAUGGAUUUUUGUUAUGAGCACAGCAAAAAGACUUUAUGCUGGCAAGAAAGAGAGAGGUGUAUUCCAGCACUCCAGCUUUUUGGCAGGAGGUACAACCAUAGCUGCAGGAAGAUUUACUGCAGAGAACGGAGUUAUCAAGUCCAUCUGGGCAUAUAGUGGUCACUACAAACCAACUGCAGAGAACCUCGGCAAUUUCAUGAACUUCCUUGAAGAAAAUGGAGUUGACCUCAAGGACGUUGAGGUGCGCUCAUCUACCAAAGAAGACUACAAUGAAGAUCCAGUGCCUAAUGACUCACAGAACUUUACUUCUGCUAUCAUACAACCAAAUUUUCCACAAGUGGUUCUCCCUCUAAACACCACAGAAGGCGACGAGGGAGAGAACACUCCUGCAGAAGAAGCCAAGCCAACCUACCAGAGAACCUUAUCAGGCGUGGUCAAGAGCUGGGGCCUUUUGUGCCCUGGAAGAUCACUUGAGAAGUUCCAGGCUUGGCUGGAGAAGCCACAGGGGACGGUGGUGUCGCCGGAGCAAAUCCUGGAUAGAGAUGGAGGAUGGGUGCUGGUCUGUGGUGUGAGGUUCCUGGAGCCUGGAGGGCCAACAACCGGAGUUGAUGCAAGCUGA
Miscanthus lutarioriparius is the source of this 915-nucleotide messenger RNA. The record is from the annotation of a GenBank genome assembly. NCBI's taxonomy places the organism in Eukaryota, Viridiplantae, Streptophyta, Magnoliopsida, Poales, Poaceae.